This is a messenger RNA of Paramecium pentaurelia, 246 nucleotides long. Lineage: Eukaryota; Ciliophora; Oligohymenophorea; Peniculida; Parameciidae. The record is from the annotation of a GenBank genome assembly.
AUGGAGCUAAAUAAUAAGUAUGAUAAUAAGAAAGCAGUCGGGUUAAAACCAGGAAAAAUGAAUUACAAGAUGUAUUAAAUCAAAAUUUAAAUUAGUUUUUUUAUGGCUAUGAAUUUAAUAGAUAAGGUAGUGUGUUUUAGAAAACUUCCUUAAGUACUUUUUGGAUUUAAAUUACUCAUCAAGAUUAUCUUCCAAAAAUCAAUAAGAAUUUAACAUUAAAACAGAACUAACUUAAAUGUUAACUGA